Molecule: messenger RNA, 2252 nt
Organism: Vitis riparia (riverbank grape)
Lineage: Eukaryota; Viridiplantae; Streptophyta; Magnoliopsida; Vitales; Vitaceae
Product: boron transporter 4-like
Exons: 13
Coding region: 1-2028 (675 amino acids)
Biological process (GO): monoatomic anion transport; monoatomic ion homeostasis; transmembrane transport
Cellular component (GO): plasma membrane
Molecular function (GO): solute:inorganic anion antiporter activity
Source: RefSeq, a predicted model, not a curated record
AUGGAUAACAUCAAAGCCCCAUUCAAAGGAAUUAUCAAGGAUUUCAAAGGAAGAAAAACAUGCUAUAAACAAGAUUGGACCAGUGCACUUCGCUCAGGCACCAGCAUACUGGCCCCGACUACCUAUAUCUUCUUUGCUUCUGCUCUUCCAGUUAUUGCUUUUGGAGAACAACUUAGUAGAGAAACAGAUGGACACUUGAGCACAGUAGAAACUUUAACUUCCACUGCCAUAUGUGGUAUCAUACACUCGAUAUUUGGUGGGCAGCCUUUGUUGAUAUUAGGAGUGGCAGAACCCACUGUUAUAAUGUAUACUUACUUGUACAAUUUUGCUAAAGGAAGGGCUGAUCUUGGACGUGAGCUGUUCUUGGCAUGGACCGGAUGGGUCUGCUUCUGGACAGCUCUUUUCCUCUUUCUUCUUGCAAUAUUUAAUGCUUGCACCAUCAUAACCAAAUUUACGAGGAUUGCAGGGGAGCUUUUUGGCAUGUUGAUUGCAGUUCUUUUCAUUCAAGAAGCUGUCAAGGGGGUGGUGAGUGAAUUUCGCAUUCCUAAGGAUGAAGAUCCAAACUCAGAGAAGUAUCAAUUCCAGUGGCUAUAUUCAAACGGGUUGCUAGCUAUCAUAUUCUCCUUUGGCCUACUUUUAACUGCCCUAAAGAGCAGAAGGGCAAGAUCAUGGUCGUAUGGUACAGGAUGGUCCCGAGGUUUCAUUGCAGAUUAUGGUGUUCCUUUGAUGGUGUUAGUAUGGACAGCUUUGUCAUUCAGUGUGCCUAGCAAAGUUCCUUCUGGAGUUCCCAGGAGGCUUUUCAGUCCUCUUCCUUGGGAAUCUGCUUCAUUGCAGCAUUGGACAGUGAUCAAGGAUAUGGGGAAGAUCCCUCCAGCAUACAUCCUUGCUGCCAUCAUACCAGCUGUGAUGAUAGCGGGUCUUUACUUUUUUGACCACAGUGUGGCUUCACAAAUGGCGCAGCAGAAGGAAUUCAAUCUCAAGAACCCAUCUGCUUACCAUUAUGACAUCUUAUUGCUUGGUGUUAUGACUUUGCUCUGUGGAUUUCUUGGACUCCCUCCCUCAAAUGGGGUACUCCCACAAUCUCCCAUGCACACUAAGAGCCUUGCCGUUCUCAAGAGACGGUUAAUCCGAAGGAAGAUGGUACAGAGUGCUAAGGAAUGCAUAAAGCAACAAGCUAGCAACACUGAGAUUUACGGGAAGAUGCAGGCUGUUUUUAUAGAAAUGGACAUGGCUCCAUCACUAUUAGUCACUGAAGAGCUAAAGGACUUGAAGGAAGCAAUCAUGAAGGGUGAAGAUGGAAAAAAUGCGGACGAUAAAUUUGACCCUGAAAAGCACAUUGAUGAUUACUUGCCUGUCCGGGUUAAUGAGCAAAGAGUGAGCAACCUGUUACAAUCUAUUCUCGUGGGAGCAUCAGUAUUUUCCAUGCCCAUUAUCAGGAGGAUUCCUACAUCAGUUCUCUGGGGAUAUUUUGCCUAUAUGGCCAUUGACAGCCUUCCUGGAAACCAAUUCUGGGAAAGAAUGUUGCUUCUUUUCAUUACCCCUGCCCGGCGCUACAAGGUGUUGGAAGGGGUUCAUGCUUCGUUUGUGGAAUCAGUGCCCUUCAAAUAUAUUUUCAUGUUUACCCUAUUCCAGUUUGUGUACCUUCUGGUGUGUUUUGGAGUAACAUGGAUUCCCAUAGCUGGAAUAUUGUUUCCCUUGCCAUUCUUUCUGCUUAUAACCAUAAGACAGCAUGUCCUUCCAAAACUAUUCCACCCCCAUGACCUCCAGGAGCUGGAUGCAGCCGAGUACGAGGAAAUUGCUGGUGUUUGGAGCCACAGUCGUAGUUUCAAAUUCAAGGACCUUGAGCCAACUCAUUCAGGGCAUAAAGAGGGUGAAGUAGAAAUUUGUGAUGCCGAGAUAUUGGAUGAGCUGACCACCAGUAGAGGAGAGUUAAAGCUUAGAUCUCUAAGCUGUCCGGCAGAUUGGAUCUCUCAGGUUCAUCCAAAGGAAGAUGAAGAACAUAACGAUACAGAGACCAACGAAGCAUGAGGGGAUGAAGUAAUAAUCAAGUUGAGCAUGUUUAUUUAAGGAGUGAGGAGGAAUGUCUAGCUCCUAGUUUUAUAUUCUUGUAUUAGUAUGUAAUGGAAAAAGAAAAAGAAAGAGAGAAAAAAAAAUUAAAAAAUGAUAAGUUAGAGAUGGACAUGGAAUUUUCAAUUCUAAUGCCAAUCGAGUAGAGAGGCACGCAUUCAAAUUGAUAUUUGAUUAUUUUUCAU